Messenger RNA from Brienomyrus brachyistius, 2580 nucleotides. RefSeq names its product coiled-coil domain-containing protein 148-like. Lineage: Eukaryota; Metazoa; Chordata; Actinopteri; Osteoglossiformes; Mormyridae. Bases 254 to 1978 code for a protein of 574 amino acids. The transcript has 16 exons. The record is from RefSeq and is a predicted model, not a curated record.
GUCAACCAACAAUUAGUGCUUGAAGGAGGAGGCUGUAAUUCGGUAAUUUUUUAAGAAAUCGAAAGGUAAACGUUGUCUGUAAAUAGGAUUAAUUGUUUCAGAUCCAAAACGGAUAUCAAAUCUCUUCGUUCAGCCUAACAUUACUUGGUACAAAAUGUGCAUUUACAAUCCAGCAGGUGUGCAAGCUGUGAGCAACAGAGAUGUGCAUCAGUUCUUAACUUGCCGUCACGAUAGCGGGAGGCAGUGCUGACGAAUGAACGCCGGCAUGGGAAGUGGGAAAUACAAGCCGGUUUGCUACGAAACCUUGCAGACCUUGGUGGAAGCCAAGAAACGUGACUCUGCUCAGCUUGAGGAAAAGAUCCUGAGAACGCGCCAGGCAGCACAGAGGUCCAAAGAGAACACGCUUCUGAGACAGCACCGACAGGCCUGGAGUCGAGAGCACGGCAGAUUAGCCAGGGCCCGUGGGAAAGCCGAGUCAGAGCUUCAAGAAUUCUUGGGGCAAGGAGGGGCAGAUGUGGAAUUCCUGUCCCAGUUUCUGGACUAUGAUGUGCUCCUGGAGAGGGAGCGGGCAGUGUUCGAGACAGCCACAGUGAAGCCCAUCUGGCAGCUGAGGGACGACCUACGUUUCCGACUGGCCGAGGAGGGGCGAGGUCCUUCUCAACCUUGUGAACUGGACCUGAUCCUGCAGCAGGUGCAGUCUGUCAAGGAGCAGCAGGCAGAGAUUGAGAAAAAGCUACGUACUGAAUACCUACGAUUGGAACGAGAAAUGUCUGCUAUGCAGAUAGAGGAAUGUUUGUCUCCCAUCCAAGAGGACCCCGGCGACAUGGGGCAGGUCCCGGCAGAGAUCCUGCACUCGGAGUGCCCCUACCCUGAUUUGAAAGCGUCCCUUAUCCGUGAGUUCCAAGGCCUGUCUGAAAAGUACAGGUCCAGACUGGAGUCCAUCAAGCUCAACCUGCAAGAUCUGGACAGGUGCUGUGGGUGGACUCCAGAAGAUCACCUGGCAUUUGAGGUUACCAUGAGCCAGUACCCACCUAGCGUGAGCAUGCACAGAAUCCUCUACAUGGAUAUGCUGCAGAGGCUUCUUCCCCAUAAAGCUAGACAGGAGCUGCAAGAACAUGAGCGUUGCUGGGACCAGUACCACUACACCCUGGAACAGAGGCAGACGCUGAUCCACAGCUGGCGGCGAGAUCGGGCUGCUCUGCUGGACGAGGCUCUUUCGACCCUGCAGGAGGCCCGGCUGGCCCAUUUGCGGGAGCUUGCUGAGCGGGGCGACCGGGAGCAGCAGCAGGCGACCUGUGCCCAUCUCAGACAGAAGUUACUGCAGUGGCGACUGCAGCAGGAGGAGGCCGGCCGCCUGGAGGAGGCAGAGGCGGCCAGGAGGCGGGAGGAAAAGCAGGAGAGGCUGAGGAGGGAGCAGGAGCAAGAGGACAAGCGGAGGACCUUCGAGAAAGAGAGGAUCAGGGGGUACCGCUUCGAGAAGCACAGGAGGAGAGAGGAGCUCCGGGAGAUUGCAGAGCAGAGGCUGGCUGCACUGAGGACGCUGAUGACAGAACGGGCCAGGAGGGAUAUGGAGAGGGUGCAGUUUCGGGAGGAGAUUCUGCAGCGCCGCAGGGAGGAGAAGGAAGGACAGCUGCUGAUGCGGCUACGGGAGCAGGAGGAGAAGCAGGAGCGACUGGAGUCCCUCAGGAAGGAGGUAGCGGUGUUCGUGGAGGCAGACCCAGAGAGAAUGAUGAAAGACACCCAGGCCUCUAAGAAUCGAUACCAGGGGGGAGCAGAGGAGUUUGUAUUGCAUAAGCCUCUUUACCAUCUGCAUACGUACACUGAUGCACAGGUCACAUCAGAUCCGAGACUGCGCAUAGAAUGUGCACUGCGGGAGGCGGGCCUCCACAGCGCGUUGUACGCCCAGGAAGUCCUGUCCGGCAUCCGUCCCAAGCGGCCACCGCGAAGAGACACCCAGUCUACGGGCUUUCGGUUCUAAUGUGACCCACCCUUGUCUAUCACCCAGAAAAUAUAUGGGACAGCUGGACAAAUGCUAAGCUCUCAAGCAGGUGGACAAUCGCCGGAGCGAUUCUGCGAGAUAUUUAUCUUGCUUGAGUCAUGUUGCCCCAUCUCUCCUCAGCUCUGGUCAAUAAAACUGCCCCCAAGUCAAACUUCUCCAGUGCCAAACCACCAUGCCUGGGAAAAAAAACAAAAAACCUGAAUCAUUGUACAGGGAAGUGGGCUUGGCUAAUUACCCCUGGUGAUAUCACUAGGUGUAUGAAGUGCUAACAGGUUCACGCUUGCUGCUAGCAGAUUCUAUCUCACCCCAAAGCAGGAGAAGGAAGGGCCUCUUAACAGUGAUGUGCCCCAUUACCCACAGUGCUGCUCCCACAGGCUUAUUAAGAGAAUGUUCCGGAACAUGUCCCUUCCAUCAAUUCAGCAAUUCACCCUACAUGUUCCGGCACCCACUGGCUGACUGGAUGAUUUUGGAUGGAUUUGCGAGGAAAAAAAAGUAACCAACAGACAGUCUACUCCAUGAUAAAAGGUACCAGACUGUCUCCUAGUGAAGCAGGAAUGCGAAGCAGGAGAGUGAAGCAUGUG